Messenger RNA from Lithohypha guttulata, 1032 nucleotides. It is a transcript of the gene rad1, whose product is annotated as checkpoint clamp complex protein Rad1. The transcript is spliced from 2 exons. The coding region runs from base 1 to 1032 and encodes 343 amino acids. NCBI's taxonomy places the organism in Eukaryota, Fungi, Ascomycota, Eurotiomycetes, Chaetothyriales, Trichomeriaceae. Gene Ontology annotation, biological process: DNA repair; DNA damage checkpoint signaling. The record is from RefSeq and is a predicted model, not a curated record. Gene Ontology annotation, cellular component: checkpoint clamp complex.
AUGAGUGACGCACCAUUAUUCACCGCAUUGGCGACUUCAAGUCGCCAGCUUUACAGCCUUCUGAGAUGCAUUGCAUUCAACCCUCAAGCCGUGGUUUCCAUUACCCCUGAUGGCUUGAGGUUUACCACUGAAGAAGUCCAUGCCGUUCAAGCAUCAACGCUUCUAGACAAACUGCUGUUCUCCUCCUACCUUCUUUCUGAUCAAGAUGCCACCAUUCCGCCCUUCCGGAUCAAUAUCAUUGCUCUACUCGAAACGCUUCAGAUCUUCGGCAUAUCAGACUCAGCUUCGUCUCAUAAAGCUCCAAGUGGUGGUAUCACAUCCUCCUACGCCGCAGCUUUUCACACUCCGGCUCUGGGUCUUGGAGGGACAUGCAAGAUUACAUACUCGCGGUUUGGGGCGCCACUCUGUAUCACCAUUGAGGAGAACGGCGUCAAAACGACCUGCGACAUGAAUACCUAUAAUCUGCCAAACAUGUACGAUGCGGAUGAGAAUGAGAUUCCACUUGAUCGCAAUGCUUUAGUAAUGAAGAUCAUCAUGCCUGCAUUCUCGCUGCACGAUGCUAUAUCUGAAUUGGCAAGCACGAGCUCGGAGACUUUAGUGGUGAGCGCUUCUAGUAUACAUGCGCCAUACUUCGCCCUUGAAGGACAUGGUGGACCGUUCGGAGAUAGCACUGUUGACUUUGCACCUGCAUCUACGAUGGACGGCCUAUCUACUGCUCGCCGAGUACAACCUGCAGCAACGGAAACAUUUUCAAUCGCUGCACCAUCAGGUUCAGGUGGUCGUGUCAAGGAGCGCUAUAAGUUUGACCUGAUCAAGAAAGCUGGUCGAGCUAUGGCACUAGCCAGUAAAUUCAUGGUCGAACAACCUGAGGUCACCGCUAACGCUACUACGGCAUAUGGAGGUCCAGGAGGCUUCUCGUUUAUAGACUAUCGUUUUGUGCCCUUGGUCGGGGAGGACAAUGACGAUGAUCAUGGAGAUGACGAGGAUGAGACGUAUCAGCAGGAUGAAGAAGAUGAAGCGAUUGCAGAGUGA